Messenger RNA from Adineta ricciae, 2058 nucleotides. The record is from the annotation of a GenBank genome assembly. Lineage: Eukaryota; Metazoa; Rotifera; Eurotatoria; Adinetida; Adinetidae.
AUGAAUAUCAUAAUACCUAUGGGUGGAAUUGGAAAUCGUUUCAGUAAAGAAAACUAUCGUUUUCCUAAACCAUUGAUAAAUAUCGUUGGUCGUCCAAUGUUAUUUUGGUUAUUUGAUCAUUUGGAAACUGAAGAUGAUGAUAUUAUUUAUUUAGGAUUAUUAGAAAAUCUUGAUAAACAAUUUAAUUUAAGUCAAAGAUUGAAAAUUGAAUAUCCAGAGAAGAAAUUUGAAAAGAUUCUAUUAGAUUUUGAAACUCGUGGAGCAGUGGAAACUUUAUUUAUUGUUUUACAAUCAAUGAAUCCAGAUCGAUUAAAAUACAAAACAAUUUCAUUGGAUUGUGAUACAAUUUAUUUCGAAUCGAUUUUAAAGAAAUUUCGUGCAGUUUCAAAUGAAACCAAUGUUUCCUUUUACUUCGAAGAUCAUCAAGGUAAACCAAUUUAUUCGUAUUUAAACAUUGAUGAAAAUCUGAAAAUUAUUGAUGUACGAGAAAAAAUAAUGAUUUCGAAUCACGCCAAUACAGGUGCAUAUGGAUUUCGUUCUGGUCAAAUUCUCAAAGAUUAUGCAAUUCAAUUAUUAGAUGAAGCUGUUGGAUAUUCAGGAGAAUAUUAUACAACUAAUUUAAUGAAAUUGAUGUUACAGAAUAAUGAAGAUUUUCGAGGAAUUGAAAUCCAAAAAGAGAAUUUUAUUUGUGUUGGAACACCUGAUCAAUUAAAUGAAUUUUUAAAAUUAAUUAAAACAAAACGAUCUGAUCAAUUUCAAAUUCGUCAAAUGAGAUUUUGUUUCGAUUUAGACAAUACUUUAGUUUCUUAUCCAACUAUUUAUGGUGAUUAUAAUUCUGUUGAACCAAUUUAUGAAAAUAUUCAAUUAGUUAAAGAAUUAUAUGAAGCUGGUCAUCAUAUCAUCAUUCAAACAGCAAGAAGAAUGAAAACACAUCAGGGAAAUCUUGGCGCUGUUAUUGCUGAUAUUGGUCAUGUCACAUUGAAUACUUUACAAAAAUUUCAAAUUCCUUAUCAUGAAUUGUUUUUUGGGAAACCUUAUGCUGAUAUUUACAUUGAUGAUUCGGCUAUUCAUGCGUUAAUUGAUACGAGAAAAGAAAUUGGUUGGUUAAUUAAACAAUUCGAUGAACAAAAUUUGAAUGAAAAUAAGAAAAGAGUAAAAGGUUUUAUUUCAUCACGUGAUUUUCAUACAAUUGAACAAUUGGAUAAUUUAAUUAUAAAAAGUUCAACAUGUUCACAUUUACAAGGUGAAAUUUAUUUUUAUCAAAAUCUUCCUAAAGAUAUUGAAGAUUUAUUUCCCAAAUUUUAUCGAAUUGAAACCAAUGAACAAGCGGGAAUAACUUCAUUAGUUAUUGAGAAAAUUUCCGGAAUAACUUAUUCACAUUUAUUUACAAAUUUAUGUUUAACUCAAGGAAGAUUUCUCAAAUUAUUGAAUUCAUUGAAACGAAUUCAUUUUUCAAUUAAAACUCAUUUGAAAUCGAAUAUUUAUGCAAAUUAUUUCGAUAAAAUUCUUCUUCGUUAUCAACAAUACAAUGAAAUUUAUCUCAAUCUCGAUCAACAUUUUCAAAAUAAAAUUCUCAAUUCAAAAGAAUUUUUGCAAAUUUUUACAAAUUUUUUCAGUGAUUAUCAACAAUUUCAAUAUGGAAAAGGCAAUUCGAUCAUUCAUGGUGAUCCGGUGUUUAGUAAUAUUUUAUUAAAAUCCAAUAAUAAUUUAAUUUUCUUAGAUAUGAGAGGUUGUUUAGGCAAAGAAUUAAGUUUAGAAGGAGAUUUAAAUUAUGAUUUAGCCAAAGUUUAUCAAUCGUUAUCAGGUUAUGAUUUUAUUUUAUUAGAUAAACAAGAUUUAUUGAAAAAUCAAUCAAUUCAAUUGUAUAUUGAAGAUUUAAAAAAAGUUUUUCUCAAUUUUCUAUUAAAAGAAUAUUCGAAUGAAAAUUUCAAUUUCAAACAUAUUCAAAUAAUUACAUCACAUUUAUUUUUUACAUUAAUUCCUUUACAUAAUAAUUUUCAACAUCAAAUUCAAUUUUAUCAACUGGCUUUUCAACUUUAUCAACAAUAUCUACAAUAA